This is a messenger RNA of Argentina anserina (silverweed cinquefoil), 2472 nucleotides long. Its product is annotated as malate synthase, glyoxysomal. Gene Ontology annotation, molecular function: malate synthase activity. Lineage: Eukaryota; Viridiplantae; Streptophyta; Magnoliopsida; Rosales; Rosaceae. Gene Ontology annotation, biological process: glyoxylate cycle. Gene Ontology annotation, cellular component: cytoplasm. The record is from RefSeq and is a predicted model, not a curated record.
AUGAUGGGAGUUGGCUCGUACUACCCUGCACCAGCAGGGAACAUGAACGCUGGUGCGGGAGGGGGCUACGGCCCCGACGGAGUUGAGAUUCAGGGACAGUAUGACCCUGAGUAUGCUAAGAUUCUGAGCAAGGAGGCUUUGCAGUUUGUGGUGGAGUUGCAGAGGGAGUUCAGGAACGGGAUCAACUAUGCAAUGAAGUGCAGGAAGGAAGCUAAGAGGAGGUACAAUGAGGGUGGUCUUCCUGGGUUUGACCCCGCCACGAAGUUCAUAAGGGAGGGGGAUUGGGUUUGUGCACCGGUCCCGAAAGCAGUGGCUGAUCGGAGAGUGGAGAUUACCGGACCUAUGGAGAGGAAGAUGGUCAUCAAUACUCUCAAUUCUGGAGCAAAAGUAUUCAUGGCUAAUUUUGAAGAUGCACUUUCACCAACCUGGGAGAACCUUAUAAGAGGCCAAGUAAACCUGAAAGAUGCUGUGGAUGGGAGCAUAACGUUCCACGAUAAGGCCAGGAACAGAGUCUACAAACUCAAUGAUCGCAACGUAGCAAAGCUUUUUGUGCGUCCAAGAGGUUGGCACUUGCCUGAGGCGCAUAUUCUCAUUGAUGGUGAGCCUGCAACAGGUUGCCUUGUGGACUUUGGUCUCUACUUCUACCACAACUAUGCAGCUUUCCGCGGAACCCAAGGCGAAGGGUCUGGACCUUUCUUCUAUCUCCCUAAGAUGGAGCAUUCAAGGGAAGCGAAGAUAUGGAAUUGUGUGUUUGAGAAGGCAGAGAAGAUGGCAGGGAUAGAGAGAGGAAGCAUCAGAGCCACUGUUCUGAUCGAAACACUUCCAGCUGUGUAUCAAAUGAAUGAAAUCCUCUAUGAGCUAAGGGAUCACUCUGUUGGCCUUAACUGUGGAAGAUGGGAUUACAUUUUCAGCUAUGUCAAAACCUUCCUGGCUCACCCUGACCGCCUAUUGCCUGACCGGGUUCUGGUUGGCAUGAAUCAACAUUUCAUGAGGAGUUACUCUGAUCUCCUCAUCAGGACUUGCCAUAGGCGCGGCGUCCACGCUAUGGGAGGCAUGACUAAUGAAAUGUUUUUAAGCCUAUACAAAGAUCCAGCAGCAAAUGAAGCAGCAUUGGAUUUGGUGAGGAAAGAGAAGCUAAGAGAAGUGAAAGAAGGAUAUGAUGGAACCUGGGCAGCACAUCCAGGACUAAUCCCAGCCUGCAUGGAAAUCUUCACAAACAACAUGGGGCACAACACCCCCAACCAAAUCCAAACCAUGAGGCGAGAAGAUGCAUCCUCCGUAACCGAAGAGGACCUCUUGCAGAGGCCCAGUGGAGUUAGGACCCUGGAGGGUCUCCGGCUAAACACUAGGGUGGGAAUCAAGUACCUGGCAGCAUGGCUAACCGGAACUGGUUUGGUGCCUUUUUACAACCUCAUGGAAGAUGCUGCAACAGCUGAGAUAAGCAGGGUUCAGAACUGGCAGUGGAUCAAUUAUGGAGUAGAGUUGGAUGGAGAUGGACUUGGAGUGAGAGUGGGGAAGGAGCUGUUUGGGAGAGUGGUGGAAGAUGAAAUGGGGAUUGAGAGCGAGGUUGGGAAGGAUAAGUUCAGGAAGGGAAUGUAUAAAGAGGCUGGCAAGAUGUUCACAAGGCAAUGCACUGCGCAAACUCUAGAUGAUUUUCUGACUCUCGAUGCAUAUAACCACAUCGUCUUGCACCACCCCAAGGCAUCAUCCAGGCUCUAAAUGCGCGUGAUCAACCUAGAUCACAUAAUCGUUGUUUAUGUACGUUACUGGGUAAAAAAAAAAAGAUGGUUCUAAGUCGAGACGAUUCUGUUCCUGAACUGUACUUAAACUACAGGAUAGGGAUAUCAAAUUACAAGGAAUCCUCAUGAUAUAUGGAUAUGUUACAUGGAAUUUCUUGAUGCUUUCGUGUACUUGUCCAACAAUGCAUGAAAGUUUUAUGGCAUUGGAACAGUCAACAACUUCUUUGCUUAUAGAAGAGGGCAUUUUCUCAAUAGGUUUUGAGUUCCGGAGAAAAGGUAGGUUUAAAUUCAAAAAUCAUGGCCCGUGUUUUGAAGGUAAUCCGGACAAACUUCUUUGCUAAUUGCUGUUCGGUGACAUCAACAUCUGCUUGUUUCUAUAACAUUAUAGGUAUGGUUUUUAACUAAAUCUAAACUCUAAAUUAAGCUAAGAGUAAAGAACAAAAGCUGAUUUAACCUAAUUUAAUUAGGAAAAUCUAAUUCAUAAGGAAUUUUUUUUUAAGAAAAAGGUCUUUUGGCUAUAACCUUUUGUUUCAUGUUUUUACUCUUCUGCUCUAUUUUUUUUAGAAUUUCCUUGAUGAAUUGAUAGAUAACAACACCAAACAGUGCAUAAAAUGUCUGGUGAAUGGAUAGAUAAAUCAUUUACCUUUUUCGCACAAAAUGUGACAAAAAAGUGCAUAAAAUUCUCUUAGGCCUCGUUUGGUUGAUAGAAAAUCAUGCUAUAGAAAAAGAAUUU